GCCAACUCACUCCUCUUCGCGUUCUUCUACUCUUCAAAAGAAAAGAAAAGAAAAGAAUAAUAAUAAAAAAAUCCCCAAAACUUCAAUCAAAGUGAACAAUACUUAAAGAUACAAAAUUUCAAUUUGUCUGUCUUCCUGUCCUCCAUUUCCAGUUUCUAAUCAUUCAAUUCCAAUGAUUUUAUUGCAACCUCAUUCCAGAUUUCUCCUUCAAACCUUGACCAAUCGGGUUAAAAAUCUUGACAAAGCUGUUGAACUUGAUCACCAAUGGGUCGAAUUCGAUGACGUCCGCUAUCACAUUCAGGUGUCAAUGAAGAACACAAAUGCCGUGUUGUUAUCAGUUUCUUUGCCUAUUCCGCCUCCAGAGACUGUCUUUAUAGGCGGACUUCCUUUCGGAGCUAUCGACGCUAUAAAGGCCGCUUACGGAACAGCUGUUCAGAUUCUUGAUCCGCCCAGAGAUGGCUUUAAUCUCACUUUGAAACUCAAUUUGUCUAAACUUCCUACUGAUGAAGACAACAGGCAAGCUGUUUUGGUUAAGAUUGCAUCAGUUAGAGAAGUUGUACUCGGUGCACCUCUAAAAGUAGUUCUCAAACAUCUUGCUUCGAGGACUGUUGCUCCUGAUAUGGACCGGCUUCUUGCCCUUGUGCAUCGGCCGAAUGAGUCUUUUUUUCUUGCUCCUCAGGCAGACAAGGUUACUGUGGUGUUCCCUAUGAGAUUCAGCGAUUCCAUAGAUAGUGCUCUGGCAACUUCCUUCUUGCAGGAAUUUGUAGAAGCAAGGCGGGCAGCUGGACUUAAUAAUGCCCCUCCAUGUUUGUGGCAUCCUACUCCCCCUUUAGAGUUGAAGGAUGUUCCUACAGAAGCAUUAUCAGCAAAUGCAGGAUUUGUAUCAUUUGUCAUUUCUCCUCGCCAUGUGGAAGGGAAAAAGUUGGACCAUACAGUGUGGAAUUUAUCCACGUUUCAUGCAUAUGUUAGCUAUCAUGUUAAGUGCUCAGAAGGUUUCAUGCAUACUCGCAUGCGGCGACGUGUGGAGUCUCUGAUUCAGGCCUUGGAUCGUGCAAAACCGAACUCGGAAGAAAAAACGAAAUCACCAAAUAGCAGAUCUUUCAAACGGCUGAGUCUGAAAGAAUCUCGGAGUAAUUCGAAAUCCUGAAGGUGAAAAUUGCAGCCUACCGCACUUGAAGAAAUUGCUCAUGUGGUGCAGGCAAAGCUGCUGCAUGUGCUUGUACGGUACCAUUCUUUCCAGUGAAAGAAAAACGGAAAAUUGAAAAUAUUUAGUUCUAAAUUGUACAAAUUUGUUUGUUAAUUAAUUGGCUCAACUGGAAAUUGUGGAUUGUUUUUAGGCCAAAUUUUGUUAACUAAUAUUUUCUUAACCAAUUUGUUAUACCUGUUUCGUGCA
Mercurialis annua (annual mercury) is the source of this 1393-nucleotide messenger RNA. Its product is annotated as actin-related protein 2/3 complex subunit 2A. The coding region runs from base 173 to 1147 and encodes 324 amino acids. Gene Ontology annotation, molecular function: actin filament binding; structural constituent of cytoskeleton. Gene Ontology annotation, cellular component: Arp2/3 protein complex; actin cytoskeleton. The record is from RefSeq and is a predicted model, not a curated record. NCBI's taxonomy places the organism in Eukaryota, Viridiplantae, Streptophyta, Magnoliopsida, Malpighiales, Euphorbiaceae. The transcript is spliced from 10 exons. Gene Ontology annotation, biological process: Arp2/3 complex-mediated actin nucleation; actin filament polymerization.